Molecule: messenger RNA, 5402 nt
Organism: Macrosteles quadrilineatus (aster leafhopper)
Lineage: Eukaryota; Metazoa; Arthropoda; Insecta; Hemiptera; Cicadellidae
Product: leucine-rich repeat protein SHOC-2-like
Exons: 9
Coding region: 287-2341 (684 amino acids)
Molecular function (GO): protein binding
Source: RefSeq, a predicted model, not a curated record
UACAGUUUUGGAGUUUCGAUGUUUCGUUUCCUGCCUGAUUUGAUUGACUUGACACUGAUAUGAACGAUACGAUACUGCUCUCUCCUAGUCUCCUUAGUCCUUACACAAUUAAGAGAACGAACACCAUUAAGUAAUUUAGGAGAGACUGCCUGUUGCCUAUUUGUCUCGUUAUUAUUGUUUGUGCUACGGCUACGGAACGGAGAAUUGAAGUCUUUUAUCUUGUUAUUCUGCUUUACAUAGGCCUAGUUCAGUUCAUUUAUGUUCUUUAAAGGUCUGGUUUUGAAAAAUGGAUGAUUCUGAGUGUGGUUCAAUAGUUGAAUUGGCUAAAAGUAACUCAGAUAGCGGGAUUGACGGUUUCCUCUCCGAUGGUAGCACUUCAUCAAGCAAGUCUGAUCGCCUUACUGAGACUUGUAAUUUAGAUAAGAAUUCUCAUGGCAAACAGUGCACUUCAUCAAUUAAGUCUGACCGCCUUGCUCAGACUUGCAUUUUUGAGAAGAAUUCUCAUGGCAAACAGUCAAAACAGUUGUCUAAGCCCCACCAUUGCUCCCUGAGUCAUUACAGCAUAUCUGGAAGAUGUAUCGAAACACUUAGCCCAAAAACCUUUCGCUACCUUUCAAGUUGUGUGAGAGUACUCGAUUUAAGUAAUAACAAAAUCAAAACCUUACCAGAAACCAUAAGCGAACUACAAAAUCUCCAAGAGAUAAAUUUGUCUUGCAAUCAAUUGGUCAAUUUGCCCGAUUCAUUUGCAAAACUUCAAAAGUUGCAAACCCUGAAUCUGUCUGAAAACAUAAUUUGUGAGCCUCCUCGAUGUUUAGAGUUUGGUCUUGAACGAUUAACCCACUUAGACUUGUCAAAAAAUGGCAUAACUAAGUUUCCUAAAUCACCCAAAUGUUCUCCACUACUUCAGUGUUUGAACUUGAGCCAUAACGACAUAAACUUAUUGCCUUUGUGGCUACUUAGCGAAGAGUGCCGUGCCAUAGAGGAGUUGGAUGUCUCUUUCAAUUUCUGCUUCGACGAUCCCGCUUUGGAAAGAAGAUUACCACUGUUAAAACACCAUCGCACGUCUGCACUCAAGAGUCUGAAGAAACUUUUGAUAAGCAACACUGGAAGCAAACCAGUCCAUUUGUUUGCUCUAAAUAGUUUUGAAUCUUUACAACACGUGCAUCUAGGAAAUCUCCCAGGCUCCAAGGAGUCAGAAAACUACAUUACAGACUUGGAUUUGAAAUUGUUUUACGAUCCCAAUAACAUCCUAGAACUUCAUCUGCCGACAGUAGGACUAGCUUUAUUGCCUGAGAACAUUGACAGAUUCAAGAACCUACAAGUGUUGGAUGCUUCAUACAACAAGCUGGAUUGGCUUCCAGACAAAAUAGUAACAUUAAAGUUCCUUAGAGAGUUAAUACUUUCAGACUGCAGCCUAUCACACCUUCCAUCUAACUUCAACGAACUGAAAAGUUUGGAGAAGCUAGUUCUUGACCGUAACCAGCUCACAGAUGUUGAGAAGUGUCUUGAUGAGUUGCCUAGGCUGGCGUAUGUAGAUUUGUAUGACAACCUUCUGGAGAGUCUUCCUAUCUCGCCUGAUUGUUUGCCAAACAUUCAAAUGGUGGACUUCGCUUUCAAUUUUGUUAAUCUAGAAGAAGCAUUGGAUAAAGAUGUUAAUGGAGAGAAUCUUUUUAACAUUUACUGUCAUCAACAAGAGAGAUUAAGGUCAUCAUCUGCUUCCAAACAGAAGAGAUACAGUGAAAGGAAAAUCCAAAACAUUGCGGCCAGUUUUGAGAGUUUAGAGUCUGAAUUUCGUCAUUACACGAGUGAAUCGGAGAGUGAUGCUGGCAUCCCAGAUGAAAUCUUCUUAGGGGAACCUUGCAACAACGGGAUGAAUGUAGAUGAAAAUUGGGAUUUGGACAGCUGUGAUGAAUCAGAUUACUUUGAUUGCGCAAGUGUGCCCAGGUACAGCCUGCCCCUAGGGUACAUCUUUGGGUGGACUCCCCCAGUCAAGCCGAAGGAUUGCCAGGUACCCAUUAAUCAGCAGGCGUCUGGCUUCCUGUUCAUUCCUGGACAGCUGCAUCAGAGGACCACGGUGAGGAAGCGUCGUCGGGAGGACCUCCCAGUUGUCGAUGGCCAGUUUGAUGAUGCUUGUGUGGAUACAUAUGCGGGUUUACAGAGCGGCAAAACAUUGAUUGCCUUGCUGGAGAAGAUGCACAUGUUUGUCCGGAACCCUGCGGGGAUGAGGACUAGGAGACGCUGCAGGACCCACGGUCAAUACGAUUUUUGUUGUUGCCCUGGAGUGUGGUUUCAGCUCAGCCCUCCGUUCAGCUUCAUCAUUCCAUCCUCCUCGGACAUGUGAUUGUACUUUGUGUUUGUGUUAUUGUUCUCACUGAUAGUGUUUCUGUUCUGUUGGUAGUGUAGGUGUUGAGCUAGGUUAGGUUAGGAUCGACUAGAUUCUGAAGUAUUCCCGUUCGGUAAGGUAGGAUUUGUGUUUGUCUGUAAGACUAUAAAAUCUAUAAUCUCGUGAAUUAGAGAAUAUAACCGAUCAGGAAACCAUUUUUAGAUUGCUUUAAUCGGUCAAGUGGUAAGCUGGUUUAGCCACGGUAUUUCACAUCGGCUAUCCCUGGGCUGAUCAGAUAGCCAGUGGUAUAGCCCAACAUGAAAACGAAAACACUCAGUUGAAAUUAUUCUGAAUUGAAUGUGUGAAUGACAUGACAAUCAUUAACAAUUCGGCAAAGCCAUGUAGAUUAUUGUUCACUUCAGUGCCAAUUUUAUGUUAAUUCGUUGUGUGUAAACUGUGUAAAGUAAAGGUCUAUAGUGUUUGUCAUUUUCAACGAUUGUUUGGAUUUUGAUCUAUGUUUUGUUCAUGUCUUGAAGUCUUGUCUGAAUUUCCUUUGUAUGAAAUUACCUAUUUAGUAGAGCCUAGUAGGCCUACAAAAUUUAAAGAAAAGUGUAUGUUUGUGCUAUGUAAUUUUCAGUGUUAGUUUUUAGUGUAAGCUGAGGUAAGAAUGAUUUGAUAAAUUUGUUUGCACUUUGAUUUUGUUGUGCUAUUUCUUCGCUAGAUUUAGAGUGCGCAUUUUUCAUUUGCACUUAAGCUCAUUGAAUGCUCAGUGGGCAGUUUGUAUAAAAAAUGUACAGUUUGCUAAUGCUAUGUAAAUAUGUCUACUACGGAAAAAAGAUUACAUUUUGUAUUGUGUUAAGUGUAAAUCAAACUGUAUGUAUUUUUGCAUAUUGGAAAACAUUUUAUAUUCACAUUUUUAUACAUCAGAUUUGAAAGAUGUUUUAAAAGUACUAUUUUUAUAGAUUUAUGAACAGUUAAAACUUCUCUGUAUCCUUAAAUUUUGGUCCCUGUUCUCUCACAUGUAUCUAGUCCUAGAUGGGACCUGUUAACUGUUUAAGUGCUGGUUUUGGUUCUCACUAGAUCUUAAAUUGGGCUGCACAUUAUAAUGUUAUCAAUCUAUAUCUUUCAAUAUUUUAAACUUAAUUUAGAUAUUGUUUUACGUCAGGCAAAUCAUGAUAUAAAAAAUAUGUUGUUUUUAACAAAGUUCAGGUUAUUUGAAGCUUUUUAUGUUAAAAUUUAUUUGCAUUGUCAGGCAGCGGUUUACAAGACACUAGUUUGUGUUAAACAGUGCUUGUUGAAACUGCAACCUACAUCCUAUUACCUCUCUUUACUACUAUAAUCUCUUCUCCAAAGGAUAGCUUUUUGCUCAACUAAACAAAAUUGGUAAAACAGCUAAUAUUUGUUAAACAAUAUUUAGAAAGAACAUUCUGUUCAACUGCUUUCCUUCUCAAAUUCAGCACUUCUAUACAAACACCGGUUUGAGUUAUACAGCUGUUUGAAUUUCACAGUUGUUUUAACGGGUGAAUCAUUAGGAGAUAAUACUCAAAAUUUGCUAACUCUCAGUCUGAUAGUAUUUUAUUAAAAUUUAAACAAUACCACAACAAUCAAAAUUUCUAGCUUGUAUACUUGAUUGCAUGAUUCCAAUUAAUCGGUAGCUAUCCGUCCACCAUCGGUUUUACUUCUAUUUUUACUCAAGUUCCAGAAUAUGCUAAGUAGUUUGCAUUCAUUGAAUUUGCAUUCUAAAUAUCAAAGGAAAGGUACAUAGUAGCAACCACACUGACAGACUCUUGGUCCAAUACCAACUUGAGAAACACACUGAUGAAGAACUGAGAAUUUGUAUAUAAGGGUGCUAUAUAAGGGGGUUUGUAUAUAAGGGUAAUUUGUUCUAGGUUUACAUUAGUCAUGUAUCACUAAGAGCAACUACUACUAAAACACAUCAUAUAUACUGAUGAUGAAUAAGAACUGAGUUGUAAAUAAGAUAUGUAUUUCUAAAAUUGUUAUGUAUUACUAUUUGUAAAAAAAAACCGUUAUUUCUUUAAUGUUGUUUGUUAGUGGUUAUGUUGUUGAUUGCUUAUUUAUUAAAAUCAUUUACUCGUUAUUGUAUGUCUUAAGUUAGUGUUUAAAUUUGUUAGUUUAUGUUGUAAAACAAAGUUGUACAAACAUGUGUAAAGUACAAAGAGACAGUUUACAAAAAAUUAGAAUGUUCCAAAAUGUGGGUCAUUGGUAUAUUUUUUAAAAUUUUGUUUUAUCGUGUAUUAGCGUACAUUUUUGUAGUGAUCCAAAACUAUUAAAAUAAAACUUUUGUAUGUUUUUGUGAGGUUCACCUCCAAGAUAUUAUAGAAUCGGUUAAAUUUAUUCUGGUAUUCAUAAUUUUUACUCACAGAGCUAGAGAUACAACUGCAGGUAGUACUGAAUAAGAGAAUCGAGAGACGUCCACUUUAUAUACUACUUGGUUCGUUACGUUAUAGACAUUAUACUUAAUACGUUGGAACUAGGGGCUGAAUUUUAAUCCGAACCACGGGGUUUGUGGAAUUGUAAAAUAGCCUUGAGCUGACCAAUGCUUGUAGUUGGUAACAUGUCAAAAUUUUCAGCAUCUAAUUUUCUAGCAAAGUUGCUGUGCCAGUGCUAACUCCAGUUUUAUUUCUAGCUCAGUGUUAACCUCAUAAUUAGGUCGGUGUGACUCAUCUUAAACAGAGAAUGAAGUUUGCAUUGAUUUACAUUCCUGUAAUGUUGAUUUAGAGAAUAUGUGUUGUGUGGGUAUAUAAUCAGGAUAGAGUUUUGUGUUAACUCCUUGAUGUUUUUGGCAAUCAAAAGCCAUGUUUAAAUAUUUGAGCUAAAAAAGGUAGCCUGCAUUUUGCACACAGUUCUUAGUUUAGGUUAUAUUUGUUCGGGUUUUCCAUGACUAUCUGUGGUUCUCUUUAAAACUGCUAUGUUUUGUGUAAACUCAUAUAAUCAAGUAAAAAAAAUGUUGCUUAGGAUAUAAUUUAUUAUGCUGAUUCCAAGAACUGUAAUCAGAUUCCUAUAUUUACUCUUAUACAGCAUUUGUAAAGGAAAAUAUAACAAUUAAUUUCAACUUUCA